GUCUCCUCUUCCAUCUCUCCUUCUUUUCCUUCCUGAGCCGAACCCCCUCGAUCUCGCGGCCGAGCGACCCAGCCCCCCUGGCUUGUCUUCCUCCUCCGGCGAGCCUCGCCAUCCCUCCCUCCAUCUCGCCGCCGAGCGCCCGCCCAGCCCCCUCGUGCGAGCGCCGCCACCGCCGGUCGGUCUCCCCAUCGAUUCUCUCGCUCCUGACCGUUUCUCCUCCGACCACCCCACGAACCGAUCGAUCCCGCCCUUUAGCUCCCCGUCCCAUCUCCUCAAUCUUCCACCCCCAAUUCGUGACGGAGGCGAAAAAUUAAGAUAGGGCGGCGCCGCCCUACCUUGCCCUACUGGCCGGGUCCGUCCUCCCCCCGCCCGUGGCAGCAUCCCAUGCCUUGAUGAUCCGCGCGGCGCAGAGGCUUGCAACCGUGCGGGCGAAAUGUACGCCGUGGGGAAGGUGCUGUACACCGUCGCCGGCCCGUUCCACCCGUUCGGCGGCGCCGUCGACAUAGUCGUCGUGCAGCAGCAGGACGGCAGCUUCAAGAGCUCGCCGUGGUACGUGCGGUUCGGCAAGUUCCAGGGGGUUCUCAAGACGAGGGAGAAGGUGGUCAACAUCGCCGUCAAUGGCGUCGAGGCCGGGUUCCACAUGUUCCUGGAUAGCAACGGUGAGGCCCACUUCCUCAGGGACGCGGACUCGAACGUCGAGCAAGGGGACUUUGUUGUGUCCCCUUUGUCUUCAGGGGAUGAACGGGAGGUGCAGCCGAUGCAGGAUGCCCAGUUCAGGAAGUCGAAGAGCACUUGUGAUGUCUCGACCAUGGAAGCCAAUGCUGGGGAUGGGAAGGUGCCUGAGAAGACAAUAUCAAGGAGGGGCACCAUACUUGAGCGGAUGUUUGGACGGAAAUCGAUUACGGACAAUGACCAUGCCGUGGACAGGGUGGGCUCUUUGGAGCGUGCAGAGAUUGCUGCUGAACUCCUUGAUACAAAGUGGUCGACAAAUCUCCCGCGUGGUUCAGAAGCUCAUAAGUCUGCUCAUCAACCUUCUAGUAGUCAUCUGAUGAAUGCUGGCAAUGGUAAUCCAGUGGAAACCUCUAAAACGUCAUUGCCAGACUGUAGCUUUGACAAAGGCAAAGUGAAUUGCGACAAUGUGGACAGCACUGCUGGUAGUCCACAUGGUGGAAGGAGUUCAGGAGAGGAAAGCAAGCACUGUGUACAAACCACUAGUGUCAAGGUGGAGGAGGUUGCAAUUUACGCGCAAAAGACUGGUGAUUUGACUGAUGGGAUCAUCUCAACCAUAGACUGCCCGACAUCAGAAUCUAUGUCAAAAGAUCUGGAGACAGAUAAAAGUAUCAGUGAGUCUUUUAGUACUCAAGGUGAGUUGCAAGGUAAUUUUGAACAUGUCUCGGUAAGGGAAAUACAUACGAAGGAGACUCUUUCCCAUGGCAUUUUUGAAAUCCAUGCUAUUGAGAUGGACGUCACCGAUGGUAAGAGUGAGGUGGUUUCACAGUUUGUCACUGUUGAUUCCUAUGGAGUUGACCAAAAUUUUGCUCAAACAAAAUCACCAACUUAUAACACCAAAUAUUUAUCAAGUGAAAGGCAUGAUGGUCCAUUGAUUGCCUCUGGCCAAGAUGCUUGCCAAGAGAAAGCGGUCAUUAUCAAUAGCACUGAGACUGUGGAGAGCUCAUAUGAUGUGUCCAAUAUUUUGGUUGACAGAGAUUGUGAUGCUGAAGGUAUCUCAUUGGCUGAUGGUCUACAAGUUGAAGAGCCUUCCAGAGUCUCUAGUGAAAACAUAGACCAGGUAGAUGCUGAGGAAAGACCACAGUUAUAUCUUGGUGGUUCCAACAAAGGCAUACAUAACUUGGAUGUUCGAGAAGUUUCUGUUGUUGAGGUUGAGGAUUCUAGUUCUCGAAUCUCCCAAGGUAAUCUUCCAGAUAAGGAUAUUUCUGUCAACACUCUUGUCGAUGAUCAUGUAAUGUGCUCAGCCCAUGGUCCAGACAUUGAUAUUUCUGUGGACACUGUUGCAAAUGAUCACAGUAUCAACUCAGACCAUGGAUUUCCUGGUGCUUCUUCCAGUGAAAAUGAUGUGGAUGAUGUAGCAAAGAAUUCCACUGUGGAAACUAAAACAUGCAAUGGGGAAUAUCAUGUUUCUUUUAUUCAGACAUCAAGGAUGGAAAAUGUGAGCAGCAUUUGCUUUGCUCAAACAGCUAGUUUUCCUAAUAAAGUAGAAGGUAGCGUUUCCAGUUUGUGUGAAGCUGAAACCGAGAACACGAAACUUGAAUAUGAUGAGAACAUAUCUAGUUCUGCAACUGAAGUUGAAAUUGGGUUUGUACCUGAGGAGCCAAGGGACGAAGCUGAAGCAGGAAUGUCAUUAUCUGAGUUUGUAGAAGAAACAACUGAUUGUCCUAAUAAAUUAGAAGAUGAAGUAUCCCCGAUCAUUUCUGAUUUUUCCACUUUGAGCGAAGCUGAAGCCAAAAACACCAAACUUGUAUACUAUGAGAACAUGUCUAGUUCUGCAGGUGAAGUUGAAAUUGGGCUUUUGCCUGAGGAGCCAAAGGAGGAAGCUGAAGUGGUCAUGUUAUUUUCUGAGUAUGUAGAAGAAACAACUGAUUGUCCUAAUAGAUUAGAAGACGAAGUUUCCCCAAUUAUUUCUGAUUUGUCCAGAUCGAGCAAAGUGGAAGCCAAAAACACGAAACUUGAAUAUGAUGAGAACAUAUCUAGUUCUGCAACUGAAGUUGAAAUUGGGCUUGUAACUGAGGAGCCAAGGGAAGAAGCUGAAGCAGUAAUGUCAUUAUCUGAGUAUGUAGAAGAAACAACUGAUUUUCCUAAUAGAUUAAAAGAUGAAGUAUCCCCAAUUAUUUCUGAUUUUUCCAAAUUGAGCAAAGUUGAAGCCGAAAACACCAAACUUGAAUAUGAUGAGAACAUAUCUAGUUCUGCAACUGAAGUUGAAAUUGGACUUGUGCCUGAGGAGCCAAGGGACAAAGCUGAAGCAGGAAUGCCCUUAUCUGAGUUUGUAGAAGAAACAGCUGGUUGUCCUUAUAUAUUAGAAGAUGAAGUAUCCCCAAUUAUUUCUGAUUUUUUCGGAUUGAGCAAAGUUGAAGCCGAAAACACCAAACUUGAAUAUGAUGAGAACUUAUCUAGUUCUGCAACUGAAGUUGAAAUUGGGCUUGUGACUGAGGAGCCAAUGGACAAAGCUGAAGCAGGAAUGUCAUUACCUGAGUUUGUAGAAGAAACUGCUGGUUGUCCUAAUAUAUUAGAAGAUGAAGUUUCCCCAAUUAUUUCUGAUUUUUCCAGUUUGAGCAAACAUGAAGCAGAAAACACCAAACUUGAAGCCGAAAACACCAAACUUGAAUAUGAUGAGAACAUAUCUAGUUCUGCAGGUGAAGUUGAAGUUGGGCUUGUGCCUGAGGAGCCAAGGGACGAAGCUGAAGCAGUAAUGUCACUGUCUAAGUAUGUAGAAGAAACAACUGAUCUUCCUAAUAGAUUAGAAGAUGAAGUUUCUCCAAUUAUUUCUGAUUUUUCCAGAUUGAGCAAACUUGAAGCUGAAGACACCAAACUUGAAUUUGAUGUAACUGAAGUUGAAACUGGGCUUGUUUCUGAGGAGACUAGGGACGAAGCUGAAGCAGUAAUGUCGUCAUGUGAGUUUGUAGAAAAAACAGCUGACUGUCCUAAUAGAUUAGAAGAUGAAGUUUCCCUGAUCAUUUCCGAUAUUUCCAGUUUGAGCAAAGUCGAAGUUGAAAACACCAAACUUGAAUUUGCGAACAUAUCAAGUUCGGCAAGUGAAGUUGAAAUUGGACUUCUGCCUGAGGAGCCAAGGGACGGAGCAGAAGCAGUAAUGUCAUUAUCUGAGUUUGUAGAAAAAACAACUGAUUGUCCUAAUAGAUUAGAAUAUGAAGUUUCACCAAUUAUUUCUGAUUUUUCCAGUUUGAGCAAAGUUGAAACAAAAAACACCACAAUGGAAAAUGGUGAGAACAGACCUGUGACUGAGGAAAUAAGGGACGAAGCAGAAGCAGUUGUGUCAUCCAGCGAGUUUAUAGACGAAAUCCAGUUUCAAUUUAGUGACACUUUAAGUUUUGCUGAUAAAAAGACUCUGGAUGAUCUGAUAGGUAAUAAAGCAGCAGGUGCAGGCGUACAUGAUGAAUCUGCAAGUGACGCAGAUGAACAGGGAGGAGAUGAAAUUGAUCCUCAAAAUAAACCGGAAGACCUUUCUGAUUUGUCAAGGCCUGAGACUACUCUUAUUUCUAUUCCUGGAAGCGAGUUGCAUCUAGCUGAUAAUAAUAUAGAGGCUAAAUCUUUACCAAAUCUCUGCUCUCACUUACAUGAUCUUGAAAGAUCUGAUAGUUUUCAAGUAAGUCGCUCGCUGUCAAAUAGCGAGAAUAAUGGCGUUGACCCAGUCAAGAGUAAUAAUUCUGGCCUUACAGAGCAGGAAUCAGAAGGAACUGGUGAUUCAAAAGAAAAUAGUGCCCCUCCUGGGCUUAUCAACAAUCCAGUGUGUGAUGAUAAGCACUCUGAUGACCUGAAAGUUGAUACAUUCAACCCUUUUGUAGAAUUAUCCCUAUGCAGGCACUUGUUAUCUGAAGGCAUGGGAGCAGAUGCUGCAUGCAAAGCCUUCGAUGCUGGGAAGAUAACCUUAGAGAAGUUCCGUGCCAUGAAGCAGUCACUGAUAAGAAACGACAAGUUAGUUGUCAGGAUUGCUGGCCGUUACUUUCCCUGGGACGUAGCUGCGCCUGUGGUACUGGGCAUGGUUUCUUUUAGCCAGGAACAAGUCUUUGAACACCAAGGUAUGAUAAAGGUGGAGCGAGUUGAGCCAAGCACAACACAAAGUGGCUGGAAAAUCUGGCCAUUUAGUUUCAGAAGAACAAGGACUAUGAACACUAUACAGCCAGUUUCUGAAAGCACUGUGCAGAGUUCCGUAUCCGUUGCUGUUAAAGAAUCGGAUGGAGAAAGAAAUGAACCCAUAACAAAGAUGAUGGAGAGGAAGGUUCGAUCACUCACUCCAACAUCUCAGGAGCUUGCAUCUCUUAAUCUCAGAGAGGGCAGGAACGUGGUAACAUUUACCUUCUCAACUUCUAUGCUUGGGGUACAGCAGGUAGAUGCUCUUAUAUAUUUAUGGAAAUGGAAUACACACAUUGUCAUAUCAGAUGUUGAUGGAACUAUCACCAAGUCUGAUGUUCUUGGCCAGUUCAUGCCAAUGGUUGGCGUUGAUUGGUCUCAAAAUGGAGUUGCUCAUUUAUUUUCUGCAAUAAAGGAAAAUGGAUAUCAGUUGCUUUUUCUAAGUGCACGCUCCAUUUCACAAGCCCACUUGACAAGGCAGUUUCUUUUCAACCUAAAGCAGGAUGGAAAAGCACUUCCUGAUGGCCCUGUUGUGAUAUCGCCUGAUGGCCUCUUUCCAUCUCUUUACAGAGAAGUUAUCAGAAGAGCUCCUCAUGAAUUCAAGAUUUCGUGUCUAGGGGCUAUCAAAGCACUAUUUCCUCCUGACUCGCAUCCUUUCUAUGCUGGAUUCGGGAACAGAGAUACAGAUGAGCUUAGUUACCUCAAGGUCGGGAUUCCGAUAGGAAAGAUCUUCAUAAUAAACCCCAAGGGCGAAGUUGCAGUGAAUCGUCGGGUUGAUACAAAGUCAUACACGUCCUUGCAUGCUCUUGUCAAUCGUAUGUUCCCUCCUAUAUCAUCAACAUCAGAGCAGGAGGAUUACAAUACCUGGAAUUUCUGGAAAAUGCCAGUGCCUGAUAUCUGAGGUAUAACUACAGUUUGCGCAGUCUCAUGAUAGUCUAUGGCACACAGCAAUGGCCAUAAGAAGGCAACCAUGGUGAAGGAUAGUGCACUGAGGCCAUUCACUGGUUGUUGAUGUGUAAAUGCUCCUGAUAUAAACUCUUGCAAGAUCGACGAUGUACAUAGGACUAUAGUAGGGAACCUGCAUAUACCCGUGUGGCGGCAGAAUUUCGAUGUAACUAGCUCCUGUCACCCAAUCUGUUAUAGUCCAUCAGUUCAGAACCGAUAACCUUCAUGUUGCGACGGCAAUGCAGUUGAAAAUCUGGGAAAGAUCUCUCCCUCCAUGAGCUGCAAGUGGAAGUUAUGUUAAUCUGCUUAAUGGAGGGGGCCAAUCUGGGAGAGAGAAAGGGUUGUUGCCCUACAUCCCAUGCCAUUUUUCUAGAGAGUUCUUUUCUUUUUUUUCCUUGCUUGCUGUACCAUUGUAAUUCUGUAGAUGACAGCAAUUCAUAUAAAUAUCAGGUAAGGUUUGUGCCUUUCUUGUUAUGCACAUGGUAAAAAGAAAAAAUGAAAUUUGCCUGGCUGCGGGCUGGAGCACUGCCUAUUCAUUAAGCACACGACGUGCCUAUUCAUUAA
Messenger RNA from Brachypodium distachyon (stiff brome), 6330 nucleotides. RefSeq lists its product as uncharacterized. NCBI's taxonomy places the organism in Eukaryota, Viridiplantae, Streptophyta, Magnoliopsida, Poales, Poaceae. The coding region runs from base 434 to 5722 and encodes 1762 amino acids. Gene Ontology annotation, molecular function: phosphatidate phosphatase activity. The record is from RefSeq and is a predicted model, not a curated record. The transcript is spliced from 11 exons.